GCUAGGCGCAGGCGCAGGCUAGCUCCGUCGACUGUUGUGACAUGUUAUGAUAGCGAUAUGAAUCAGGUGUCUGCUUUCUCAGCUCUCUCCUGGUCGCAUAACAACAAUAUUAUUGCCAAAGAUACUACAGUUACAGGGAUUAAGCAACACAAAGUUUCAGCAAAAGCUCAACUACAUACUCUUCUUACUCUCACCCCAGUACCCACGUGUCCGAGCCCGAGGACAGAGCUACGGCGUAGCACACAGGCGCAGGCCCGAGUGCAAAGCCAAAGGCAGCCGGCAGAGCUCGGAGCCGGCUUAGGCUCCUUAUGUUAUGAGCUGAGCUGAGUGAGGGGCACUGGGAGUGAGUGGGAGGAUCGAGGAUUCGAUUGGAGCUAGCUGGAUCUGGAGCUGGAGAUUGGAGAGUGCAGUGGUGGAACUUGGAAGCUUGGCUUUGACUUUGCCUGGCUCAACACAGCACUGACAAUUGGCCUAAGCUAGAUUGACGAACAAGCAAGAAGAUGACGGAUUUGUGGUCUGCUGUUCUUAUAUUCUUCAUUGCAGUAGGCCUAAGUCUUUUGCAAUUGACUGAAUGUGGUCCUCGCUUUUGGCAUAUACCAGAUCCUAGUCUAGGUGUGGAAUGUCCACGAACUCCAAAUUUUGGAGAAUACUGUGAUAAGUUUGGCUCAGGGCGGAUUAAAGAAUGUUCCCCAUGCAGCAUUGAACAGUUGAAGGACCAGAGAAUAUCACACCCUGAGGACUGCGCAAAUGUACCAUGUCCUUACCGCUGUCCAGAAGAAAUCAGCGACAGAAGUGCAUCAGCUCCAUUCAAUAGCUGUGAUGUAACAACAGCUUCCCCAACUACCCUCGAUUUAACUACUGAAGCUCCAUCCACAACAACCAAGGGAACAUCGACCCAAACGACUGUAUCUGGGAUUACUACCUCCGUUUCUUCAACAACGCAAAGUCCCACUGAUGACUCUCCAUCGUCACCCAGAUCUAUACAUGUUAUCCUCUGGCCGAUACUAGUGUUUGCAGUCUUAUUUACAGUCAUCUGUGCAGUAAUUUGUGUCAGAAAAUGCAAGAAGAAUCAUAUUGUUACGUCACCAUCAAAUGAGCCGAUGAUAGCUGAGAUAAACAUUGAGAUGACUCCGCCUCACACGCCACUAAGUCCUGAAUUUGUACCUGGACCAUCAUCUGUAACCAUUAGGUCAACAGAGCCUGACCUGUUUGCAAAGCUGGAUUGUGCCUGUGGAGAUGCUGCUGUUCCAGUAGGACCAUCAGGGGCUAUUCUUCCAGACUUGCUGCCAUCCACAAGGUAUGGUAUCACUGUAGGCACCCAGGAUCAUGAAGGCUUUCAUCAAAAAUACCAUGAGAUGAUUAAAACAGCAGACACCGUCAAUGAUGUUGAGGGGUGCACUUUUACUCUACAAGAUCUAAAAACCCAUAUAGAGAAUAAUUCUCAGGAUUUUCAGACCCUCAGAGUCACUUUUAACCAUGUUGAGGAUGCAGCUUUUCGUAGAGCGAUGAGCAGGCUUCUUAGAGUUGCUAGCCUCCAUAAUGAAAUUGGACUGUCAUUUUUGGAGGAUAUCAUCACCAUUGACAGUGAGAGGAGAGCAGGGAAUAGUUUGAAGUUACAUGUGAUACUGAGUGAGCUCAUAGGAUGUCAUUCAACUGUUCCUGACUUUGUUGAAGAAAUCGUACAAAAAAUAAGUUCAAUUCAUGAGGAUUGCUUACCUUGUAGGCAUUUAGUGUGUCAAAUUUCAAAGAAUUCUUUGGUGACUACUGUUUGAUGCAGAUUAUCAAGGUUAUUGUAAUGAUAUCAACUUCAAAUAGCAGUCUCCAUAGAAUUUGUUAUAAUACCAUAUUAUAGGGGACGUGUUCAAGCCAUUUUUGUCUCGCCCACCAGAGGUGAAGGCGAGACUUAGGGAUCCAAAUGUUGUCCGUCCAUCACAAAUUU
Molecule: messenger RNA, 1939 nt
Organism: Lytechinus variegatus (green sea urchin)
Lineage: Eukaryota; Metazoa; Echinodermata; Echinoidea; Temnopleuroida; Toxopneustidae
Exons: 7
Coding region: 501-1772 (423 amino acids)
Source: RefSeq, a predicted model, not a curated record